AUGUAUGGUCACGCUCAGUCUCCGCCCAUGAGCAUCCACCGCCAGAUCUCCGCCGAUGAAGAAGAAGGCUCUGGUGCUCCUGAUUCUCUCGAAAACCAUGACAUUCGUUACGAUACCCACGCCCUUGAGGGCUCUACGGCUGGGGACGUCCCCCUAGAGGGCGUUACUCCCGAAUCUAUCUAUGUUUCCAACGGCGGCGCCUGUUCUGAGUUGGCAAUCCAGCGCAACGAUGACACCAGUCAACUCACGCUGUCCUUCCGAGGGCAGGUUUAUGUGUUUGAUGCUGUUACUGCUGAAAAGGUUCAAUCAGUAUUGUUGCUGUUAGGAGGAUGUGAGUUAUCUUCAGGUCCACAUGGUGUGGAUGGGACAUUUCAAAACCAACGGGUCACGAUGGAAUUUCCAGCACCGUGUGGUCAACCACAGAGAGCAGCAUCGCUCAAUAGGUUCCGCCAGAAGAAAAAAGAAAGAUGCUUUGAUAAGAAAGUUAGAUAUGGUGUCCGUCAAGAAGUCGCACUCAGGAUGCAGCGUAAUAAGGGUCAAUUUACUUCUUCCAAGAAGUCAGAGGGAGCUUCAAGCUGGGGCUCUGCUCAAGAUUCUGGACAAGACGAUAACCCACAAGAAACAUCAUGUACACAUUGUGGCAUCAGUUCAAAGUCAACUCCAAUGAUGCGGCGUGGGCCAUCUGGUCCAAGGUCUCUUUGCAAUGCAUGUGGCCUUUUCUGGGCAAAUAGGGGGACUUUGAGGGAACUUUCGAAGAAGACUCAGGAUCAUUCUUCGACUCCAAUUGUUCAGGGUGACGGUGUAGCAAAUGACUCCACAUCUGAAACUGCCAUCCAUACAAAUAACAAUCUUGUAGCUUUCCCUAGUGGAGAAAGUUCUGCUUUAAUGGCAAAGCAAUGAGUAUCAAGAAGUUGUAGUAGAAUGGUCAGUGGUUCCUUGGCACACCCUUCAAGCAUUCGAGUUCCCAAGUUAUUUAUUUCAGGUUGUCCUACUCCUGUUGAAUGUACAGAUACUACAGUGCCUUCUUUAAUACAUGGGGUUAUCCCUCCUUUUUCCCCCCUUUUGUGUACAUUGCAUGAGAUUAUCUAUCUCACAUUGGAUGUGUCACAUGAACUUCAGUUUAAAGAUAAAAGUGUACUAAAUUUGACUUAAUAGUAGUUGGUGAACCUUAGUCCUCAGUU
This is a messenger RNA of Tripterygium wilfordii, 1181 nucleotides long. Its product is annotated as GATA transcription factor 25-like. Lineage: Eukaryota; Viridiplantae; Streptophyta; Magnoliopsida; Celastrales; Celastraceae. The record is from RefSeq and is a predicted model, not a curated record. Gene Ontology annotation, biological process: regulation of DNA-templated transcription. Bases 1 to 900 code for a protein of 299 amino acids. The transcript has 7 exons. Gene Ontology annotation, molecular function: protein binding; sequence-specific DNA binding; zinc ion binding.